Paecilomyces variotii is the source of this 2048-nucleotide messenger RNA. RefSeq names its product hexose carrier protein. The record is from RefSeq and is a predicted model, not a curated record. Gene Ontology annotation, molecular function: carbohydrate:proton symporter activity. The transcript has 9 exons. Lineage: Eukaryota; Fungi; Ascomycota; Eurotiomycetes; Eurotiales; Thermoascaceae. The coding region runs from base 381 to 1901 and encodes 506 amino acids. Gene Ontology annotation, biological process: carbohydrate transport; transmembrane transport. Gene Ontology annotation, cellular component: membrane.
GUAGUCCGCGCUAUGCGUCAUGGUGCAUCCUUUUCAACUUCUGCAAAACGUGGGCGCAGAUCUGGGGUAAUAUCAACCCCUACAACCUGUCAGUUUCCGGGGAAAGAGUAGUGUGGUAAUGGAACUCGCCGCACGGGAUGUUGUUGUCGGGGAUGAGGCCUUGCCAUUAUGGCGUUAUUCCGGCGAGUGAGAGAGAUCGACAUGGUCUCCUCCCUUCAGAUAUUGGAAAUUUUGAAAUAUAAUUCAGGGAUUUCCCAGAGGAUGAUUAUCUCCCCAAACGCUGGUCACUUCCUCACUUUCUCCGUAUCGUUCUAUGUUGUAUAGAUUAUGCACGUGGGGCUUCUACCAACGCAACGCGUAACUGUACCUACGUAUCAAAGAUGGAGUUCAACCUUUUCGGCCGCGGCUGGAAGCUGCGUUUGGCCAUUACAGUUGCCUGUGAAAUGGCAUUCAUUCUGUUUGGGUAUGACCAGGGAGUGUUCUCAGGCAUUGUCGGGAACUCGGAUUUCCUGAGGGUGAUGGGUGACCCUAAAGAUGCAUAUCUUGGUAUAAUCGUCAGUAUAUACAAUUUGGGAUGUUUCAGUGGCUGCAUUCUCGCGUUCAUCUUCGGAGAGAUGCUUGGUCGACGACGUGCCAUGUGGGUUGCUAUGGCUUGGAUUAUCGUUGGAGCAUCGCUACAGGCUUCAGCAUUCUCAGUUCCUCAUUUGAUGAUCGGCCGCUAUGUCACGGGCAUUGGGACUGGUAUCGAAACAUCUACUGUGCCGAUGUAUCAAGCAGAGCUCUCUCAUGCCCACCAGAGAGGCCGACUCGUCUGUUCAGAAGCAUUAUUUGUCGGUGUUGGCAUAGUUAUUGCAUAUUGGUUUGAUUAUGGACUGCAUUUCCUUGACAGCUCAAUCGCCUGGAGACUACCAGUUGCGUGCCAAGUCCUCUUCACCUUCGUUGUGAUCUUGCUAGUCUUUGGCUUGCCAGAAUCACCUCGCUACCUGUAUAACAAGGGCCGAAACGAAGAAGCGUUGAAUGUCUUGUGUACUGUAUACGAUAAGGAUCCUGACCAUCCUGAAAUCCUCAAGGAGCAAGCAGAUAUUUUGCUUGCUAUCCAGCUAGAGAGCCAUGAGUCCAAAACUUGGUUCGACAUCUUUAAGCAGGACGAGGUCCAGACUGGAAAGCGAGUACUUCUGGCCUACGGUAUGCAAUUCAUGAACCAAGUCGGCGGUAUUAACCUAGUCGUCUACUUUGUACCCACCGUCUUGCAAGACAAUGUCGGUCUAUCGCGCAACCUCUCACUGCUUCUUGGUGGAGUGAUACAAUGCAUGUUUGUGAUUGGGUCCUUCGUGCCUUCACUGUUAGUCGACCGCAUCGGCCGUCGGCAGCCCAUGAUGUGGGGUUCACUCGGACUCGGGAUUUCCAUGAUGUUGAUAUCCGUUCUGCUGAGUUUCAAGGGCUCCUCUGUAGAGAAAGAGACUUCGACAGCUAGCGUGGCAUUCUUCUUCACUUACAUGCUUAUCUUCGGUGCAUCCGUGAACUGCAUCCCUUGGGUUUAUGUACCAGAAAUCCUUCCUCUUCAGGCCAGAGCAAAGGGCACCGCCAUCGGAAUCUCUUCGAACUGGCUUUGGAACUUCGUCAUCGUCAUGAUAACCCCAGUUAUCAUCUCCCAUCUCCAAUGGAAGGCAUACCUGAUCUUCAUGUGCACGAAUCUGGCAUUCAUUCCACUCAUAUACUUCUUCUAUCCGGAGACGGCAAACCUGACUCUUGAAGAGAUCGAUUAUCUCUAUACUCAACCAGGAAGGUCUGCUCGGAAGGUUGCCCGUGAGUUACGCAAGAACCGCGCAAGUGGCCACGGCUCGGUUGAGGAUGACGUGAAACCCACUGCUGAAUUGCAAGAGCAUAUUGUUGAGAAAUGACUGGGGUACUGUGCCUUAUGUAGUUUUGAGCUAGAUGCUUAUGAGUCUCUAUGUGAUACUGGGAUCUCUGUUCUAUGCUUUUUCCGCGCGGGCAUCUUCAGAGGGCCAUAUGAGUACGAGGAUAUAGACUUUAGAAGAAAUAUCAGG